AUGGCGUCUUCCUCUAAGCCAGUACAGGAGCAGGUCAUAAGAUCCAAUUCGAGGCCUAAACUGAAAGAUGAAAGUUUAGGGGCUGCAAAAUCGCAAACCUCAGGCGAGUCUCAAGGAUCUGAGACAACAAGUUUCACUAAACAGGAUCCACAAGAACUCAGUGAAACCAGCCCCCUAGCUGAUUCGAAUAGUAAAGAUGAACCAGCCAAAUUGGAUGCUGGAGAUAAUGUUAGUGGUCGGAUAUCCGCCGCACCAUCAGCCGCGGUUAGAGCGGCCACAAUAAGAGCCGCACAAGAACAACUUCAAGCCCCUACCGUAUCUUCAUCUGGUGGCUCGGUGCUUCCAGCUGUUCCUGGCUCAGGCGCAGUUAGUGGGGUGAUUGCUCCGUCAGCUCCGUCCUCAUCAGCUCCACCUUCAGCCCCACCAUCAGUCCCACAUAGUGGGAUGUCAUUUGCGCCAAAUCCAUAUGCUUUCUACUAUCCCCACCUCUAUCCUUAUGCUUACUUCCAACCUCCGGAUCAAAUACCAAAAGGAGCUAGAGAUCAACAACCUCAAAGAUUCCCCAAUUACCCUCCACCAUUCAACUAUUAUGUGCAACAGCAGCAACAGCAACAACAACAACAGCAGUUUCCAAAUUCUUCGUCUAAUUCAAAUAACGUAGCGCCAUUGUCUGAGGAGUUCAAAAUUGGGGAGAUGAUAUACCCACCCCCUUUCUUUGGUUCGUUACCUCCUCACCAACAAGUUCCUGUCGUCGCUCCGGAGUCAGAAGGUUCUACACAACUGGCGGAAGGUGGUGACGACAACCAAGAGAAAAGGAAAUCUCGUAAGCGGAUCCCUCCACCUACAAACCCUGUCGAUGAGAGCGGAAAAAGCAAUUCGAAAAGUGUGGAUAGGCCGUAUGCUUGUCCUUUAGAGGGUUGUCUGUGGGCAUUUGCUAGACUGAGUGACUUAAAACGGCAUAAGAAGUCACAUGAAUGUCCAGAAUUUCAAUGUCCUUACUGGAAAAAUGAUCCUACGUGUCACAGGAAUGGAGGAGCUUUCAAUAGGCUGGAUGUGCUGAAACGGCACUUGCGGUUGAUUCACUAUGUUGUUGAUAAAGAGAAGAAGGGAGAAUCGGGCGAUCCGGGGUGGUGCAGAGUGUGUCGGACUGUGUUUCCCACAUCAAAGCAGUUCUUAGAGCAUGCAGACAAGUGUGCACAGAAUAUCACUGUAGCAGAAUGGAAAGAUGUUGAAGGCAGUAGGCGACAGGCUAAGCGUGGGUUCGAAGGUGAUCAAAACGCUAAUCCCUCUCAAUCCCGUUUCCCUCCUAAAGGGGAUGUCGGUAAGACACAAGAGCUGGUCAUGAAGAAGCAGAAAGUGUAG
Komagataella phaffii GS115 is the source of this 1362-nucleotide messenger RNA. RefSeq lists its product as uncharacterized. Gene Ontology annotation, molecular function: DNA-binding transcription factor activity, RNA polymerase II-specific; RNA polymerase II cis-regulatory region sequence-specific DNA binding. The record is from RefSeq and is a predicted model, not a curated record. NCBI's taxonomy places the organism in Eukaryota, Fungi, Ascomycota, Pichiomycetes, Pichiales, Pichiaceae. The coding region runs from base 1 to 1362 and encodes 453 amino acids. The transcript has a single exon. Gene Ontology annotation, biological process: regulation of transcription by RNA polymerase II.